AGUUUUGCGCGUUUGGCGACGUCGUCUUCGGCGCUCCUCCCCUUCUCCUUCUACAGCCUCCGACGCCAUGGGCAAGGGCUACGAACGCCGCUGGGGCAACGACUCGUGGAGCGGUCACCGCGGCUACGACGAGACCUACGAGCAGGAUCGCGACCGCGACCGUGACCGCCGCGACCGUCGCGACUACCGCGAUGACCGCCGUGAUGGUGAUUCUGAUCGCCGUGAGGGGCGAGGCCGCCGUGAGUCCAGCCCUGAUCGGGAUCGUGGCCGCGGCCGUGACCGUGACCGCCGUGGCCGCAGCCGUGACAGGGCUCGCCGCUCGGAGGACGCGGACAGCCGUGGAUUUGAGUAGCGCGAGGUCGAGGCUUUGCGCAAGCAGCUCGAGUCCAGAGACAAGGGGUACGCCGCCGUUCCUCAUGACAAGGCCACCCGUGCUCGUGAACUUGAGCUCUGCAAGCAGGGCGAGUGCGUUGCAGCUGCGCUCAAGUCCGCCUUCGCCAGCCAGACGGAGGAGCUCCGCGAAGCGCUGGCACCUGAUGGGUGCCCGCCGGCCCCGCCAGCCCGCUGGGCUUCCCCGAGCCGUGCCUCAUCGUCUACGCUAUCACGCUCGGAGCUGGGGUGGAUCCAGUCAGUCGUGGGUGCGAAGGUGAAGCCCCCUACCAAAGGCCAGCCGCGAGGAUAUCCUGACCCUGGUCACCAAGGCCCUGGCUUCCGACAAGCAUGCUGCAGGCUCGGCCAACAAGUGGCACGCGUGCCGUGGCUCUUGCACAAAAC
Molecule: messenger RNA, 774 nt
Organism: Prorocentrum cordatum
Lineage: Eukaryota; Dinophyceae; Prorocentrales; Prorocentraceae
Source: the annotation of a GenBank genome assembly